AUGGGCUCUUUUGUUACUGAAACAUCAUACAAAACUCAACAACAACAGCAACGUCUAAUAGUGACAUCAGAAGAAUUUGAAUUUCAACGACGUGGUUUUAAAUUAGGUUCUUUACUCGGUGAAGGAUCAUAUGCCAAAGUAAAAACAGCAUUUAGUGAACGGUUAAAUAGAAAAAUAGCUAUCAAGAUUGUAAAUCGAAGAAAAGCACCAAUCGAUUUUCAACAACGAUUUUUACCACGAGAAUUGAGUAUAUUACAAAAUUUAGAUCAUCCACACAUCAUUAAGCUAUAUGAAAUUUUCAAUCAUGGUCAUAAGGUGUAUAUGAUUUUGGAGCUAGCCGGACAUGGUGAUUUACUCGAUUAUAUCAAAUUAUUUGGUCGAUUACCAGAAGAUCGUGCAAGGAAAAUGUUUCAACAGCUGGUAUCAGCAAUCGAAUAUUUACAUAAUUUAAAGAUUGUUCAUAGAGAUCUUAAAUGUGAAAAUAUUUUACUUGACUCUAAAAAUGAUAUUAAAGUAUCGGAUUUUGGAUUUUCUCGAUUGAUGUUAGAAAAAGAUUUAUCAUCCACAUUUUGUGGUUCAGCAUCUUAUGCUGCACCCGAAGUACUCAAAGGCACGCCGUAUAUUGGCCCACCUUAUGAUUGCUGGAGUCUAGGUGUUGUUCUAUAUAUUAUGGUGUAUGGAACAAUGCCAUUUGAUGAUUCAAAUGUUCGAAAAUUAAUACGUGAUCAACUUGAAAAACGAAUACAUUUUAGUCGACGAAAAGCUAUAACAGAUGAAUGUAAACAAUUAAUUUUAUUAUUAUUGGAACCGAAUGUGAAACAACGAGGAACCGUAGAACAAAUAUGGCAAACAGAUUGGAUUAAUAAUAUCAUUCAGCCAAUAUCGGCGAGAACAUCAAUCACGUACGAAGGAGAAUUAAAUAAACGAAUGACACCACCAAAACCAGGAAAAUUAAUGAAAGAGAAUAGUGUUGGAAUCACUUAUUUAGCCGAAUAUGCGACAUUAAAACGUUCAACGGAUAUAAUAAUGGCAGGCAUACCACCAUAUUCUUCGGAAUAG
This is a messenger RNA of Didymodactylos carnosus, 1059 nucleotides long. The record is from the annotation of a GenBank genome assembly. Lineage: Eukaryota; Metazoa; Rotifera; Eurotatoria; Philodinida; Philodinidae.